This is a messenger RNA of Anopheles funestus (African malaria mosquito), 1640 nucleotides long. RefSeq names its product CLIP domain-containing serine protease 14D-like. Gene Ontology annotation, biological process: proteolysis. Lineage: Eukaryota; Metazoa; Arthropoda; Insecta; Diptera; Culicidae. Gene Ontology annotation, molecular function: serine-type endopeptidase activity. Bases 96 to 1343 code for a protein of 415 amino acids. The transcript is spliced from 5 exons. The record is from RefSeq and is a predicted model, not a curated record.
CUGGACGUUCCUCUCCCGAGUGCGUUGAUAACGUUCUCGCCACAAUCAGUAGCAUCCCGACGUUCGGUUGAGUCAGGUCAACGCGUUUCUGUACGAUGUUUCGCGCUAGGCUUUCGGUGUGUGCAGUGUUCACAUUCGUAUUACCAUUGCUCGUUGUCCUCGUACAAGGACAGCGUUCGAUGAAGGGUAAGGCAUGUAUCCUCAUGACUGGAGAACCCGGACGAUGUAUCCGGCUGGAGGAUUGCACUGCGAUCGCUGCGCUUGUGAACCGAUCUGUGCGAUACCCGUCGGAUUCGGAAAAGAUAAGAGCUGUGUUUGGUGCCUGCGAAAGUGACGAGAGUGCUUCGGAUCCGAUCGUUUGUUGUAAGACGCCAACGUUAUCACCAACGAGAAGAAGGGUUGUUACAUCAACUGCCGCUUCUAUUCCUAUCACCAGAACCCGGCCUACACGUGCACGAGCUACUACGAUCAGCACAACGACCGUUCGAACACGACCUGUUAUCAAAUACGAUAACUUUAGAGAGGUUCUACCGCCGUAUUGUGGUAUAAAGAAUCAACUCGGUAACAACGUCUAUUUUGGUGCAGAAGACAAUGAUAACGUUCACUCGUGGGCAGUUUAUUUGGAGAUUCGUAAACCCAACAGUAACAGACCAGGACGAUGUGUGGGAACAUUCAUUCAGGAAAAUUUCGUUUUGACGGCAGCCCAUUGUUUACACAACUUGGCCAAAGAAAAUGUCAAGCUGUUUUUCGGCGUCACAAAGCUUAGUAAACUGGAGCAAUGUUUGAUCAUGAAUGAAUGUGAGGAACGUGCAGCAGCGGAAGUUAUUAUUCAUGAAAACUACAAUUUUCACGCCCGCACGAACGACAUUGCACUAAUCAGAUUAAAUAAUUCGAUAGACAUUAUGGGAGAAAUAGCACCAGCCUGUUUGCCGCUGAAUUACACGUUCGACGAGAGUUUAGCAAACGAUAGACGAGUCGUUUCGUUCGGUUGGGGUGAAAACGAACAUGGAACUAUGAGUGAUACAAAGGGUAUCGUAAUGCUGAAUGUGGUCCCGCAGGCUGAAUGUGAGGAUUACCUAAAGAGGCAGAAACGGUUUAAUGCAAGUAUGAUCUAUAGUGUCAUGUGUACGAACAGUGAGAUUGCGGGUCAGGACGUAUGCGAGGGUGACUCCGGAGCACCGAUGCUGCAACUUCGUGAAAAACAAUACUUUGUGGUCGGAGUGGUUAGUUUUGGCCCCAAGUGUGGCGCGAAUAUUGCCCCAGGUAUUUCUUUGAGGGUGUCUGAGUACAUAGGUUGGAUACUUCUCAACAUGAAGCGCUCCGAAUUGUUAGCAGAGAACUAAGAAUAAUACUCAUUAGUCACUUUUUAUAAAAUUUAAAAUUAUACAUGUGUAACCAACAUUGCCGUUCUAGCGAGAAUGAAGUAAUUAUGCUAUAUAGCUUACUGAUUGUCAUCUAGCUUAGAUUUAGAUAUACGCGGUAUGACAUGGGUCGUUCUAGCGCCAAAACACUUAGCUUAGUUUUCCCUUUUUUUUCUAAUUGCACAAAAAUUAUGUUAAUUUUCCAUAACACAACAAACUGAUAUUGAAAUAAACAUUAAUUUUCAUGUUGCAACAAUCAAAACAACAUGGUGUGAUUUA